Molecule: messenger RNA, 1667 nt
Organism: Amaranthus tricolor (Joseph's coat)
Lineage: Eukaryota; Viridiplantae; Streptophyta; Magnoliopsida; Caryophyllales; Amaranthaceae
Product: porphobilinogen deaminase, chloroplastic-like
Exons: 5
Coding region: 410-1393 (327 amino acids)
Biological process (GO): heme biosynthetic process
Cellular component (GO): cytoplasm
Molecular function (GO): hydroxymethylbilane synthase activity
Source: RefSeq, a predicted model, not a curated record
AAUUAUAAUGUAUGCAUUUGUUGACUUGCAAUGGUUUUUAGCUUGUACAUUGGUUUGACUUUUAUUUUUGUUGAAGUUUUGUAUGUGUCAAGAAAUGAUGCAUAUUGAUUAAUGGAUCAAGAAUCAAGAUUGAUCAAUGAGAUUGGGUGCUUAUUUUAACAUUUCAUGAAUUAUUAAUAAUUGGCAAUAAGUAUCGCUCUUUUACUUAUAAGUAUAGUUAGUCAAAGUUGUAUUUGCUUCUUGGCUAGAAAGUGAAAGGUGAGAGAAAUGCAAGGGUAUACAUGGAGGGUAAUGGUUCCCAUUUUGUUCUUAAGAAACUAACCUCUCUUAUAUUGAAGAGAUUUGGCAAGGCAUUGGGAAUUGAAAUAAAAGACUAAAGACCUCACAGUGCUCAAGAACAAGAUGGAAAAUGCAAGUGAAAACAUAUCAUAAACAAUGGAGCAGCAAAAACAAGAGCAACAUCACAAAGAUGUUUAAUGAGGACAGCCCGUUAGCACUUGCUCAAGCUUAUGAGACACGCGCUAAGCUCAUUGCAGCUCAUGAGGAGUUGGCCGAGGAGGGAGCUAUUGAGAUUGUGAUAAUAAAAACCACCGGUGACAAAAUCCUAACUCAACCACUAGCUGACAUUGGUGGGAAGGGCUUGUUUACUAAGGAAAUCGAUGAGGCCCUUUUGAAUAAUGAGAUUGAUAUUGCUGUCCAUUCCAUGAAGGAUGUCCCUACUUAUCUACCAGACAAGAUAAUUCUUCCUUGCAACCUUGAGCGUGAAGAUGUUCGUGAUGCCUUUAUUUCUACCACUGCAACUUCUCUUGCUGAGCUUCCAGCCGGAAGUGUUGUUGGUACUGCAUCAUUAAGAAGGAAAUCUCAGUUACUACACAGAUACCCAUCCCUUGAAGUAUUGGAUAACUUCCGUGGUAAUGUACAGACACGGUUGAGAAAACUUAAUGAAGGGCUGGUGCAAGCAACAUUGUUGGCCUUGGCUGGCCUAAAGCGCUUAGAUAUGACUGAAAAUGUUUCUUCUGUUCUUUCAAUUGAUGAUAUGCUUCCAGCUGUUGCUCAAGGGGCAAUUGGAAUUGCUUGUCUACAAAAUGACGAUAAGAUGGCGAAGUAUCUAGCCUCAUUGAAUCACGAGGAAACUCGAUUAGCAGUUGCGUGUGAGAGGGCUUUUCUUGAAACUUUGGAUGGGUCUUGCCGUACUCCCAUUGCUGGCUAUGCUUGCCGAGAUGAAAAUGGAGACUGCUUUUUCAGGGGGCUUGUCGCUUCAACUGAUGGAAAACAAGUAAUCGAGACAUCUCGAAAGGGUCCAUAUGGUUAUGACGAUAUGGUAUCGAUGGGAAGAGAUGCUGGAAAGGAGCUUCUUUCACGGGCUGGUCCUGGAUUUUUCGAUCCAAGAUAAUCUUGUCUGAGUAAGGCUAACUUUUUGUAGUAAUGAGGCGUCUCUCCAGAUUUGCUAUUGAUACUUCUGUAGCAGUGGUAUGCUGAGGGUUCUGUAGGAUUUAGUAUUUGGGUCCUUAAAUUAGCUAUAGUUUAAUUAUAUCAAUGUACAAUCUAAAAAUAUAUUCAUAUCUCCAACUAAAAAGUGUUGAAUCCUUGUAACUUAUCCAAGUUAAGGUUGCUGUCAAACAUUGAUUUUUUGCUCAAACAUGCUUCGGUUUUUUACUCCGUAAGAA